UUCCCUGGGACCCCCGGCCCCGGCCGCCCUCUCUCCCCGGUCCCGUUAGACCCCCCGCCCUGCGCGCACGCGCCGUCCCUGUUCCCUGCGCCCCGCGGUCGCGCCCCAGCCACGACCCCAGCCCCAGCUCUUAUAGCUCUUAUAGCCUCGGAAGUCCCUGGGGUCGAAUUCCUGGGGAGGGGGUUCUUAUCCCUUGGAACACUGACCCCCAUCACUCGGGCGGAGAAUCAGCCAAAAUUCCUACGAAGUCACAGAGUAAAAUUGGAAAACGUAGCCAGGACCUCCCGGCACACGCCCGGCGCCUCCUGCCCUCCUCCUCUAGAUGGGUGCUCCUGGAGGAUGUGUUCCCCUCAUCCCCCAGCCCCGCCACCCUCUUCUGUCCUGGAGUUGGGGGACAGGGACGCUAUGAGGGACGCAUGUGGGUGCCCUUGAUCCAGCUCAGCCUGACGACUAGAAAGGGAAGAUGCCUGUUGGGAUGGGCCUCCAGGACCCAGGAGUGGAGGGCCCAAGGAGGACCAGGGAGUUCUCAUCCAAGAUAGGGACUCUCCAGCCAGCCCUGGAGCCUGCUGUGGGGCGCCCUGCCCCGCAGCACCACCCAUUUCCCAGAGGUGGGUCCCCUGGGGGUGAAGGGGUUAGUUCUGCCCAGGUCUCUCUUCCUUGAUCUUCACUGGCCAGUGUGGAGGUAUGGCCGGGAGGAGCCCAGGUUUGUCUAGACCAGAGUCAGCCUGGCCCAAGAGUGACCACUUCUGACCUCUCCUUUCUUCACCCUGGGCAGUGAGACACACCAGAUGAGGAACAUGAGAAGGGGUGAAAACCACAAAUGUGUAUCUGUUUCUGCAGGGGUGGAGGGGGAGUGUCGGCCCCCUGCCCAGCUAUGCAGGGGGUGGGGUAGGACUUUUCCAGAGAGGGAGCCAGGCCUGGCCCUGGCCCCAAGAGCUCACGCCCCCACCCCUUACUUCUCCAGGGAACUGCCAAAGCCAAACCCAGCUCAGGACAGGAUUAUGUGUACUGGGUAGACCCAUGGAGAAGAGGUAGCAGAGAGAAGCAGAGGCAGAGAGGGAGUAGAGAGGGGACCCGGACCCGGCAGCAAGAAGCGGCAGUGAUCAUCACCCUAUCUCUCCUUCCCCAACAUCCAGUAACAGAGUCAGGCAGAGAGCUGAAGUUUUGGGUGGAACGUUGGCCCUCCUCUGGAGCCCCUACCCGCCCCCCCCCCAUCAGGGCGGAGUUGCUGACCUCAGUGGUCAGCCCAGCCAAGGGAAGGAGCAGCCAUCAGCAACCCCCUUCCCAACCCCAAGCAGCUGAGGAGACCCUGCAGCUCAGGCUCAACCACUGUGAUCCCUCCCUUAACUUCAAGUCCUGGGGUCUCAGGGAGGGAAGUGGGGCUGAGUUACUACCCCCAAGCACAUUCCUGCCCUUCCCUCUGUCAUUUUCCGCCCCUGAGCUGGCCCACCUGGCAUUAGCUCCUUGGAUUCCUCUCCCGGGUGCCUUUUGGAUCCAACAGACAUUUUUUUUUUUCCUGGAAAGCAGAACUCCGAGCAGCAUGAGGAGUGGGGGUGGGAAGGGCUCAUUGUGAGCAGGAAGGGGCUGGAGGGCAAGGGGGAGCGAUGGGAGAGUCAGGCUUAGACCAGGGGAAGGCUCCAAGCUCCACUUCCCCAAGGAUCAAGUUUAGACUUCAGGAGGGACUUCCUGGCUCUUCAGAAGGUAGACCGUGCAUGAUUGGGGAGCAAUGGCAUCUCUAGCUGCAUAUCCCCUUCCCAGGUUUCCCUAGCCCAUCAGAGUCUUGCCUGAAGUAAGGCCUCAUUGAUCUAAUGCUGGAUGCUGGCCCCUAGAGGGAGGUUAAAUCUCAGUGGGAAAAAUCACCUGCUUCUCUAGAGAUUAAACCAUCAGCCCAUUUAGUUUAUCCCUUGACUGGAAAGUGUUUGAGGCAGGCAGAGAUGUGCCUGAGUGUUCCAGAAGGAGCUUUAUUAGCUAAGAAGGGAAGAAAAAGCUGGGAGUCAGGUAGGAAACGGAAAGCCCAAGGGGCUUCCAGUCAGCAGCUCAGAGGGGGUGUCUGGUAAGUCCUCAUUGAGCCUCCCUCCUCAGCUUUCCAGGACCUCUGGGAGGGCAGGAGAGGGAGCCAGAUGAAAACCAUCUUAAGAAAGAUGCGUGUGCCUGAGCUGGCCUAGAGACAGUUCCUAGUUAGGACAUGGAGGAGCUGAGAAGUUCCUGCAGCUGAGGAGGGGGACUGAGCCUGAGUUGGGAGGCUGAGGGCAGACCGCCACCCCUCCAGCCUGGGAGGAUGGACAAGGGCAGUGUGCC
This is a messenger RNA of Balaenoptera acutorostrata (minke whale), 2298 nucleotides long. RefSeq lists its product as uncharacterized. The record is from RefSeq and is a predicted model, not a curated record. Lineage: Eukaryota; Metazoa; Chordata; Mammalia; Artiodactyla; Balaenopteridae.